This is a messenger RNA of Hibiscus syriacus, 792 nucleotides long. RefSeq lists its product as uncharacterized. The transcript is spliced from 2 exons. Lineage: Eukaryota; Viridiplantae; Streptophyta; Magnoliopsida; Malvales; Malvaceae. The coding region runs from base 1 to 792 and encodes 263 amino acids. The record is from RefSeq and is a predicted model, not a curated record.
AUGGCUGCUAAGGGUGCACGAGUCAGCUGGAAACAUAUUUUUCUGAUGAAAUCGGAAGGAGGACUGGGUGUUAUUGACUUAAAGGGCUGGAAUAGGGCCUGUAUAGGGCUUUUGAUCAAAAAACUGCUGGCCAAUGAAGGCUCCGUUUGGGUGGCCUGGGUUCGCUCUUAUGUGAUCAAGGACUUGGACUUUUGGCAGAUGAGUGCCCCUGUAAACGCUAGUUGGUGUCUUAAGAAAAUUCUGAAAAUGAGAUAUGAUGUGUCUCAGCUACCCUCUGGCUCUAUUAAUGACCUUAGCAUAAGGAAAUUAUGGGAGGAGCUACGCACUCAGAACCCUAAGGUCCCUUGGCACAGGCUUCCAACUCCUACCAGAUUGUUGCGAAUAGGAUUGAGUCUUGACAAUGACAAAUGGCUACUUUGUGGUUAUGAGCCUGAGUCCAUAAGUCAUCUUUUCUUCGGUUGUGCUUUUGCGAAAGAUCUAUGGGGCAAAAUCCUCUCCUUAUGUGGUAUGGUUCGAAAUGUGAGUACUUGGAAUAGGGAGUUAGAUUGGGCUAUCCGUCUCCUUAAAGGAAACUCCUUCAUUGUUCAAGUUGUGAAACUUGCUCUUGCAAGCCAUGUACAUGGCAUCUGGAGAGAAAGGAAUAACAGGUUGUUUGGAGGCAGAGGCAGAUGUGUGGAUGAGCUUCUGAAUGACAUCCGGGAAGACAUACAGAUUCGAGUUCAAGGAUGGUCUAGCAACACGACUGACUCAAGAAAUGUGAACCUUUGUACAAGCUGGGGUAUUUCAUGCUAG